Meloidogyne enterolobii is the source of this 1503-nucleotide messenger RNA. The record is from the annotation of a GenBank genome assembly. Lineage: Eukaryota; Metazoa; Nematoda; Chromadorea; Rhabditida; Meloidogynidae.
UUUCAGAUAAUCAUACAUAUCUUUCAAGCAAUGGAACAUAAUGGCGAAUGGACUGAAAUUAUUGAUUCUGAAUACAUUUUAAAAGGAUUGGGCAACAUGGGUUUUAUUAAGCCAACUCCAAUUCAGAAGGCUGUAAUUCCUCAGGCAAUUCAACACAGAAAAGAUAUCAUUGGAGCGGCUGAAACAGGUAGCGGAAAAACAUUGGCUUUUGCUGUUCCAAUAUUUGAUAGAUGGCUAAAGGAAUUAAAAAAAGACGUGCCUAAAGAUCAAACAAAACUUUUUGCUUUGAUUGUUACACCAACUCGUGAACUAGCAAUUCAGAUAAGAGAUGUUUUUAGACAACUUUCCGCUGUAAAAGAGCCAAGAGAACUGCGCAUUGUCGCAAUUGUAGGCGGAAUGAGUAUUCAAAAACAACAGCGUUUACUUAAAUCUCAGCCUGAUAUUAUUGUUGGCACUCCUGGACGUUUAUGGGCAUUAAAAGAAUCGGGAGAAGAACAUCUUAAUAUAUUAUCAGGCUUGCAAUUUAUUGUUGUUGACGAAAUAGAUAGAAUGUUAAAAGAAGGACAUUUCCAAGAACUGAAAUAUAUUAUUAAGCAUAUUCAUAGUAAACGGACUGAACAUUGUAAAACUUCUGGUGAAAAAGGGUCUCCAUUGCAGACAUUUGUAUUCUCUGCAACGCUUACAUUCACUUACAAUGUUGGUUUGAAAUCUGACGGAAAAAAUGAGAUUAAGGAUACACAGAAAAUUGACUCGAAACAAAAGGUAAAACAAAUCGCCCGUUCAAUGUAUAUGCGAAGAGGCCCAGAAAAAUUAGCAGUAGUUGAUUUAACAACGACCAAAAAGAUUCCAAACAUGCUAGUUGAAUGUCGGAUGGAUUGUACGGAUCUUCUUCACAAAGACGCAAAUCUUUUUUAUUUGUUAAAACGCUAUGGAGGUCGAACUCUUGUCUUUUGUAACUCUGUCUCUGCAGUCCGACGCUUACAAGCAAUUCUUAGGAAAUUAACACCGCACGGCACCGGCACUUUGCCAUGUAUUUUGCAUGGACGAAUGAAGGAAAAGGAUAGACUUAAAAGCGUAGAAAAAUUUGCAGCUUCGGAGAAUUCAAUCUUGCUAGCAACAGACGUCGCGGCCCGUGGUUUAGAUUUUCAAUCGGUUCAGCAAAUUAUCCAUUAUCAAAAUUACAUUCAUCGUAGUGGGCGCACAGCAAGAGCUUUAAAUUCUGGUCUUUCAAUCCUUUUUGUUGAUCCAAUGGAUUUGCAAUACUACCAAAAGAUUUGCCGUGGCAUGGAAAAAAGUUUUUUAUUUAUUAAAAAAUAUUUAAUGUUGAGAUGUUUAGGCGAGGACUUGGAAGUUUUGACCAUAGAUGAUCGGAAAUUAUUUGAAAGUUGUAAAUACUUGGUAGAGUUAGCAACAGAAGCGGAAUCGAUUGAACAUAGAGGGCGAAAACAACGGACAAAGAGCAGCUGGUUUCAACGGAUGGUUAUUUUAUUUUUAAUGUACUAA